UAGGCCACACCAAUUUAAUUUGUUCUCGGAAUCGCCGCUUCAAAAAUUCACAGAAUGAGAAAAAAAUAAAAUUCAAUUUUACCGAAAAGCUCCGCCCCAGAGGCGUUGCCAAAAAAUGAAAUCACUAAAGAAAACUGAAGGCUGCAGUUUAUCAAGUGUUGAUAGGUGUCGCUCUUAGUAGUUGGAGAUCAUGUGACGUUAAGUUACCAAUAAAGGCGCUCCUUUCAGCAUUCCGGUUGGCGAAUGAGAGAUCAAGUUACAUCUUGUUAGUGUUUCUGGAAGGCUGCAAAAAAAAUGGCGGCAGGUUGAAUUCCUUUUUUUGGCAAGAUUAGGAGCCGCCCGGCUCGGGGCAGUAGAUUAGAAAGUGUAGAUUAGAGCUAAAGUUGUAGAAAUGUUGAAAGAAGAAACCAUGGUCCCUCAAGGAGAGCCGGGAAAGCCGGUGUAUGGCAUUAUCAAGGUUUUCCAAGGCCGACAAAAACUCAUCGACACCUGCCUGGAAAUCGAAGAAGACGAAAACUUUGGCCAGCUUUUCGCCAGAUCCAUCGAGAAGCAAACCGAUUACUCUGUGCAGGUAUUCAUCUCGCAAACAACACCACCAGUUGGUGGUGGGGCUGAGGAACAUAGUACAAAACAUGGAACCAAUUGCCCUUUGUCAGCUCCUGUGAAGAUGCUACUUUGUGACUUUCAAUGCAAGUACAUCACCUACUAUGUGCAGCAGAAGACUGACAGUUGUGAAGAGUCUCAUAUCAAAAGAAAUGCAUUUGAUAUAAUAAUGAAAGAAAGGCUCAAUGAUUCUUACCUACCUCAAAGAAUUGAGAAAGAGAAACCAAUUGCAACAGAAAGACUGUACAACAUGGUGGUUGACUACAUGCAAAAAGUUAAGGCAGGAUUCACCUCAGAUUAUGUUCAAUCAUGUGGUAAACGGCUUGCAGUGGUACUGAGAGAUGCUUUAUGGUAUCUAGAUUCACAUCAUGAAAAAUUCAAAGAGAGAUCCAUAAUCUUACCAAAGGCUUUUCAGAUUUUCCAGCAUCAUAACAAUUGGAAACAGAAUAAGCAUACACAACCAUCACUGACACAGGAAGGCCUGUAUAGUCAUGAACAAAGCAUAUCAGCAGUUUUGAUGCUACCCAUGGUACUGACUCAGAGGAACUCUGUAUUAGCACGAGACAUGUCAGAUCUGUGUAAAGCAAUGACGAAAUACAGGUUAUACCUCCAAAAUUCUACAGUCCGUGUUGAAAAAUGCAGGUCAUCAACCGUUCCAGUAAGGUCAGUAGAGACCCAUUCUUCAUUGACUACAAUACCUGCCAGUGCAGUAUGCCCACAAGAAUACCAAGAGUUGCAAAGACAUCUAGAUAAAAUGAACCAUACACUCCUGUUGACAUAGGUGACUUUGUAACAGUUGACAGGUAUGAGAGACGGAAAUAUAUAGCAAACAUUCAGCUAGUCAGUGAUGUGUCAAUGUAUGCUAUGCCGUACGGCAACUGUCUUGGGACAGUCACCAUUCUCUGGAAGAUAGAAAGGAACUCAGAGAACCACGAGAGCCGAAAUGCAGGAGUUAUCUUGGAAAUUAGCAAGGAGCUACCCACUUACUCAACACGAGAGAUGAGGCGUAUGUUCAUACAGACAUACAGUAAAAGGGCUAGUAUAAAGCCAAUGGUUCUCCGAGCUAUCUACAGAGAACUGGUCAAUGAUUCUGCAGCUGCAACAAGUUUUAGAGAAGAGGAUCUAGACCAUCGUGUAGUUCGUUUCUUCAUGGAAUCUGAACAGCCGGACCUUUUAUUAGACCUUAGGAAGUUAAAUGGCAAUCCAGGAAGCACCAUGUUCAAUGCAUUUUGGGAGGAAACUGCCAAAUACUUCGAGGAGCAAGGUCAGGUGCACGACAGAAGGCACGAGCACAACUUCACAUACAUGCCUGUAGCUAUUUCAGUAGACGAGCUGCGACUCAAGGUGAAGGACAGAUUACCCGAAGGAACACCCAUACCUUCCUCAGAAUGGUUGCGGCUGCAAUUUUGGCCUGCUAACCCCUUUGCCGCAAGGGCAAUUAAGCACACGUUCAGGUUAGAUGUUAAGUUUGCUGUUCAGACCAGGCUCCUUCGGUCUGAACACAUAGACUCGAAGUAUGCUACUACUCAGUACAAAUACCUCAAGCAGUUUGCUUGUAAGUACAAAGACCAUGCACGGCUUAUCUGUGUUGAUGAUAAGGCAAUUAUACCAGUAGGCAACCCCAGACAGCCAGUGUCAACAGGGGUCCGAGGACACAAUAGGUCAUUGGCCCCUGUUGGCGGGACACUGGCGGCUUUGGAUCACGACUGGCACGUUGGAGGUCUGGUUCCCUCAGUUGUCCUAUUGACAGACAUCCCAGAGAGAGCAGAGGAUUCAUUCUAUAAGGGAAAAGUCUGCGUGACUUUAAAUGAGAAAGUUUUCCAGCCGUCAAGCCCAUGUCGUCACACAGCUGAGAUAGCCAAGGUACUCCGAGAGUAUGCAAGUCUUGAUGACGUGAAUUUAGAUGUUCCCAUUUUGCUGAUGUUCUCUGACGGGGGACCAGAUCAUAGAGUAACUUUCCAGUCCGUCAAGAUCGCCCUUCUAGCACUAUUCCUAGCUCUUGACUUAGAUUCAUUAUAUGCAGCUCGAUGUGCUCCACAUGGAAGUUGGAUAAACCCUGCUGAAAGGACAAUGUCUUUACUGAACUUAGCCCUCAUCUGCAGAAUGUUGCGUUGGAGAGAGGCUGCAUGUCAGGAGAGUUAGAGAAGCUCAUCAGUGGAAAGAGUGACCUCAGCAGUGUCCGUCAAUCAGCAAAAAGACACCCUGACCUUAAAGAGGGAUUCAAAGCUGCUAUGCAGCCAGUCGUACGGCUUGUCAGCGAGGGGUUCCGGAAGAUGCGACUAAAGAAGGAGAAAGUGAGGACGUUUCCAGCUGCUUUGGAUGAAGAAAUUGAAGACAUCAUGAGUAUACUGAGUCUAAUUGAUGAGGAAAUCACACCAAGUGAUGCUAUCACAAUGACUUCCAAGGACUUUGCUAGACGCCAGCGGCUCACAAGUUUCCUAGAAAAACACAGUAAGCAGACACACUACACGUUUCAGCUGAAGAAGUGUACAUCAGCAAACUGCAAUGUCUGUGUACUGAGUCCCACACGUCUGCCCCCAGAAGUCUUUGACACAUUGAGCUUUCUCCCUGACCCGAUGCUUGACCCAUCUGGGGAGCACUACCUGUCAUUUGCUGAGUUGUAUGGCAAGCCUACCACAGAAGCAGACAGGCCGUCCCUGAAGCAGCCCACCCAGAAAUCAGAGACUGACAAGAAGAGGAAACAGCUUCUUGUGGCAGCUAAAGUCCGCGAUGUCAUCAGCUGUGGAGAGUGCCGGAAACCACGCUGCAUAUAUGCAGCUUCAAAGUUACUCGCAGAAGAAGGAGGUGCAGUAACACGAGCCCAACAGGAUGGCACAUACGUGUGUGGAGGUCAUAUAUUUGCUGAGGGUGGAAGGUACCAUGACAAGAUAGUUACAAAGGUUGACCUUACUUGUGCGUCACCUGUGGAGACCCAGUACUAUGGAAGUGUUACCGUGGCAUUUCCAGACUGCUGCUUCCAUUGCGGAACACUGAGCAAUCUUCUGGAGCAGACUGACCCCUACAUACUUGAACUCAGACAAAGUUACCAUACUGUCAGACCUAUUUGUUCACCCUGUCAUGCAGGUGGCAAACAGGCCUCAACCAGAGGUCCAACAAAUGCCAGAAAAAAGAUAAGAAAAAUCUAAGAGUGAGAAAGUUAUUCCUGAACUUUUUGGUUUGGUUUGGCAUGUUUUUGUUUUAUUGUUGUCAUUAGUUCCUUUUGGUAAGACUCAGAAAGUCAUUGCAGUCAGGAAGUUUUAUUGAAUGUUGUUAUGAGUUCCUUUUGGUAAGACUAAUACUCAGAAAGUCAGUGCAUUCACUAAGUUUUAUUGAAUAGAGUUCCUUUUGGUAAGACUCAGAAAGUCAGUACAGUACACUAAGUUUUAUUAAAUGUUAUGAGUUCAUUUUGGUAAGACUAAGACUCAGAAAGUCAGUGCAGUACACUAAGUUUUAUUGAAAAAAUUAUGUUAUGAGUUUCUUUUGGUAAGACUAUGACUCAGAAAGUCAGACUGAGUGCAGUCACUAAGUUUUAUUGAAUAGAGUUCCUUUUGGUAAGACUCAGAAAUUCAGUGCAGUACAC
Branchiostoma belcheri (Belcher's lancelet) is the source of this 4183-nucleotide messenger RNA. RefSeq lists its product as uncharacterized. The record is from RefSeq and is a predicted model, not a curated record. Bases 2730 to 3749 code for a protein of 339 amino acids. NCBI's taxonomy places the organism in Eukaryota, Metazoa, Chordata, Leptocardii, Amphioxiformes, Branchiostomatidae. The transcript is spliced from 6 exons.